This is a messenger RNA of Carassius gibelio (silver crucian carp), 1469 nucleotides long. Its product is annotated as homeobox protein six1-like. The record is from RefSeq and is a predicted model, not a curated record. The coding region runs from base 569 to 1264 and encodes 231 amino acids. The transcript has 4 exons. Gene Ontology annotation, molecular function: DNA-binding transcription factor activity, RNA polymerase II-specific; RNA polymerase II cis-regulatory region sequence-specific DNA binding. NCBI's taxonomy places the organism in Eukaryota, Metazoa, Chordata, Actinopteri, Cypriniformes, Cyprinidae. Gene Ontology annotation, biological process: regulation of transcription by RNA polymerase II. Gene Ontology annotation, cellular component: transcription regulator complex; nucleus.
CUCUAACCAAAUUGUCUAACAAAUCCUGCGACAUGAUUUGAUUAGGAAAUCACAUUGGCUUCAUAUUUAAAUCAGCUCCUUUGUGCACCUGACAUCUUCCCCAGGUAAUUGAUACAAAAACAAACAACACUUAGUCUGAAAGGUUUGUGUACGUCUGUGUUGGGGCCUGUCUGUUUUUUUUAACCCCCAUGCUCUCCGAUUACCUGCAUGUACCAAGUUGUCUGGGCGGGUCUUUGUGGCAGGAAUAGGUAGAACCUCUUAAAACAAAAAAGCUGAUACACUCAUUGGCUGUAAUUAUUGGCUAGCACAUCACUGGAGAACAAAAAGGCUAUUGUAAGAUUCCCUUUACCUGAGUUUCUACAUUACUUUGGUUUUGCACACUUCUGCAGGUUUCGGUAUUCUUGUCAAGCUUGCCGUUCAACUAUUGGCUUUGAAACAGAUUGUCCUCAGUUGUCCUCUGGAUCCCUUGAGUGGACGUUUAGGAACAUGGUUGGAUGAUUUACAACUUGUUUUGCAGACCAAUUCCUUGUCACCCCGUGUGGGACCUUAUACAGUCCUUGUUCCCAUCAUGGCGAUGGGCUUCUCCCCAGAACAGGUGGCGUGUGUUUGUGAGGUUCUUCUCCAGAGCGAAAGCAUGGAUCGCUUGUCCUCGUUCUUAUGCUCUUUACCUUCCAAUGUGUAUCUGGGAAUGGCCCACAGUCAAGAGAGCGUGCUGAAAGCGCGGGCUGCGGUCGCCUUCCACCACUGUCGUUUCGCUGAGCUCUACGCCUUGUUAGAAGGGAACGUGUUCUCCCCGCGCAGUCACCCUCUGCUCCAGCAGCUCUGGCUCCAGGCUCACUACAAGGAGGCUGAAUUACAGAGGGGCCACCCUCUUGGGGCCGUGGGGAAGUACCGAAUCCGCCACAAGUUCCCUCUUCCUCGUACCAUCUGGGAUGGAGAGGAGACCAGCUACUGCUUCAAGGAAAGGUCUCGCAGUGUAUUGCGAGAGUGCUACUGCAGAAAGCCGUACCCCUCGCUGCGAGAGAAACGAGAUUUGGCUGCAGCCACUGGACUCACUGCCACACAAGUCAGCAACUGGUUCAAGAACCGUCGACAGCGGGACAGAGCUGCGGCCAGCCGUCAGGGCAGGACAUCAGCAGGAGCGUUCCUGAGCUCUGAUGAGGAACUCUCACCCCCGGCGAGUCCCAGCACACUCUUCUCCUGCUCCCAGCAGCUCUCUCCCCACACGUCCCCUCUACGUCACCUGGGACCAACACACUACUGAAACUGAUGCAGUGGAAUACAGGAAUCCGUUUAACUUGGACAUGCAUCUCAAUACAGUAGAAAAGACAGACCUCUACUUCCAUUUCACCAUGACUUCUUGCAGCUCCAAAGAGUAACAUAUCAACACGUCAGCAGACUUUAUAUUGGCUGUAAUUGACUGUGUUCUAUACUUACGCAAAAUUAAAGACAAACAAAUCCAGAGUUUC